Molecule: messenger RNA, 870 nt
Organism: Yarrowia lipolytica CLIB122
Lineage: Eukaryota; Fungi; Ascomycota; Dipodascomycetes; Dipodascales
Biological process (GO): protein folding
Cellular component (GO): cytoplasm
Source: RefSeq, a predicted model, not a curated record
AUGAUGAACGUGCAAGUGAACGAAGCGGAGGACACGGAAUGGAACGACAUUCUGCGGCAGCAUGGCGUGAUUCCCGAGCGGCCCCCGUCGCCCACGUCGCAGAUUGAGGCCGCUCUCGAAGAGGCGAUCCAGAAGCAGCACGACAACCGGUUGGAGGGUCUGGAGCUAGACGAGCUGGAUGCUCUGGAGGACGACGAGGACGAGGCUUUUCUGGAGCAGUACAGGCUCAAGCGAAUGGCCGAGAUCCGGUCGCUGGCGUCGCGGGAGCAGUAUGGCUCAGUGGUGAAGAUCUCCAAGCCCGAGUAUGUGGAGGAGAUCACCGAGGCGAGCAAGAGAGACCCUAAGAAUCCACAUCUAAAGAAGGCGACGAAGCAGCAGCCGGAAGAGGAGGCGGAACAUGCGGACGCUCGCAACGCGAUUGUGGCCAGUGGCGAUCCUCGUGAUCAGGACGAGUCCGAGGGCACGUUUGUGUUUGUGCACAUUAGCCACGGGGGCGUUCCCGAGUCUCGGCUGUUGAGCGGGCUGUUUGACCGGGCUGCUCAAAAGUUUCCGGACGUGAAGUUUGUUGACAUUGACUCCAAGCAGAUCAACGAAAAGUACUCGCUGGCGUCGGUGCCGACAAUUCUGGUCUACUACAAGGGCAACCCCGUGAACCAGGUGGUGGCGCUGGAAGGUAUUGGUGGCAAGAGCACCAACAUGGAGGAUAUUGAGGCAUUUCUGGUGAAGAUGGGCGCGGUGCGGGCGAACGACAAGCGGCUGAUUGUCAACCAGGACAAGGACGAGGAUGAGCUGGAGAGACAGGGCAAGUCGAUUUAUUCGGGGGGACGAGGAGACCGAGAGGAGAGUGAUUACGAUAGCGAUUUUGAUUAG